CGCACCUUAAAAUACAAGUGAUAUAAAUAUGUCUGUGAGGCUUUAGAAGUGUGUUUGCUAACAAGAAGGAGUUUAAACAUCUGAGAGCGAGAGGGCAAUUACUUUAAUAUUUCCCUGCAUACAUUGAAAUCCCCUUUUGUUGGUAAUUUGACUUGAUUCUUAUCUCCUAGAGAUCCGUAGUUGCAAUAUCAUUUGUCACGUACUGUAUAUCACAGUCUGAGUCACAAUUCUACACUGACAUCACUGUUUUAUUCACUGCGGGUGUUUUACAACCGAUACGAUUUUUUAAGAGAACCGAAGCGUCCGCGAAGGCACUACACUUACGAUGCUGCACAGUUUGUAGAUUACAGCAUACAGUAUAUAGUGCUGGUAGGUUUAUUUCUUACGUUUUCACCACAGAACUAUUCAUAAAGGACGCCUACUUAUUCACGUCUUAUUUUUGUCGGGGACUGAUAAAAUAAAAAAUUAAAAGACAACUGUCAUGGAUUUCCAAACAACCUUUUUUUUUCCAACGUAUAUCACACAUAAUGGUACAACUGAAAGGAACAAGGAGUUGAUUGACAAAGGUUUCCCAGUCUUCACAAACAGAAUUGGAGAUGGCAACACCAGUAUGUCGACAUCAAAAGAAGCCACGCAAUACCUCACUGGACCUCUGACGACCAUUCUUAUCCCUACUGUUUAUACCCUGGUGUUCAUCAUCAGCUGUCCCCUGAAUGCCAUUGCAGUCAUCAUGUUCAUCUUGAAAAUUCGUCCGAAGAAGCCAGCAGCGAUAUACAUGCUGAAUCUGGCAGUUGCCGACUUGCUGUUUGUCCUUCUCCUUCCGUUUAAGAUUUCUUACCAUUUCAAUGGCAAUAACUGGGGAUAUGGACCUGCAAUGUGCCGCAUAGUAACUUCUGCCUUCUACUGCAACAUGUACUGCUCUGUUCUGCUUGUGAUGUGUAUGAGUGUGGACCGCUUACUGGCUGUGGUUUAUCCCAUGAAGUCUCUCACCUGGCGCAGACAGAAGAAUGCCAUGAUUGUGUGUUGCACCAUGUGGCUCCUUGCCAUUGGCGGGGUCAUGCCCAUUCUCCUAUCCGAGCAGACUGCCUAUUUACCACGGCUGAGCAUUACUACCUGCCACGAUGCACUGAGAAUUGAAGAGUUUAAAGGCUUCUACCUUUACUUCUUUCCAAUUUUCAGCUCCAUUUUUUUCUUCAUACCGUUGGUUUCUAUCACUUUUUGUUAUGUCCGUAUCAUUCGGUGCCUCAAGGCUUCCAAUGCAGACAACAGGACCAAGAAGUCCAGAGCAAUUUUCAUGGCCAUUACUGUUUUCAUUGUUUUUGUAGUUUGUUUCCUGCCAACUAACAUUGUCUUGCUCAUUCACUAUGCUCAGUUUGCCACUGGAUACAGUGAUAAGUCCUACAUGGUCUAUCUUCUAUCCAUGUGUAUUGGCAGUGUGAGCUGCUGUCUGGACCCUGUAAUUUACUACUUUGGGUCUUCACAAUAUCAGAAGAAGGUCUAUAGUCUCCUGCAGUGUAAGAGCAACCGAGGGAUGGCCAGCAGUUCACAUUCAAGAAGCAACCAAAACAGUAAAAAGGAAACCUUGCAGUCCAACCUUGAGCAGUUGAUAUACAGUAAGGUUGUGGAUUAAUAUUUUAUGCCUUUAUGUGUUUUAGAAAUAUAUUUUUCUUGA
Lepisosteus oculatus (spotted gar) is the source of this 1672-nucleotide messenger RNA. RefSeq names its product proteinase-activated receptor 1-like. Gene Ontology annotation, molecular function: thrombin-activated receptor activity. Gene Ontology annotation, biological process: positive regulation of Rho protein signal transduction; positive regulation of blood coagulation; blood coagulation. Lineage: Eukaryota; Metazoa; Chordata; Actinopteri; Semionotiformes; Lepisosteidae. Gene Ontology annotation, cellular component: plasma membrane. The record is from RefSeq and is a predicted model, not a curated record.